Betta splendens (Siamese fighting fish) is the source of this 1418-nucleotide messenger RNA. RefSeq names its product cell division control protein 2 homolog 3-like. Lineage: Eukaryota; Metazoa; Chordata; Actinopteri; Anabantiformes; Osphronemidae. Bases 305 to 1222 code for a protein of 305 amino acids. The transcript has 2 exons. Gene Ontology annotation, molecular function: ATP binding; cyclin-dependent protein serine/threonine kinase activity; cyclin binding. Gene Ontology annotation, cellular component: cytoplasm; cyclin-dependent protein kinase holoenzyme complex; nucleus. The record is from RefSeq and is a predicted model, not a curated record. Gene Ontology annotation, biological process: regulation of G2/M transition of mitotic cell cycle; protein phosphorylation; G1/S transition of mitotic cell cycle.
CGCACUUUUCAUACACUUACAUUCAGUUCAAGUGUAUUCAUUAUCAAAGUUACAACGAUAAGGAAGGCGUAAUGUUAUAUAAACAGAUGCGGCCUUUUAACGUGUAACAUAGUACACGUAACAGGUCUACACCUUACACACACACAUGUUGGUUUGGGAAAGACCAGUGUUUGGACUGUCGUCUCUCGGUUGGAUAAAUGACACUUUUUCGCACACUUAAAAUCAGUUGAAGCUCUUGACAAAAGACUCUUCAGAGCCACAUCACUCCGAGUAAACAUCACCACGACUCUUAACAUCCACGAGAAUGGAAAAUUACUUGAUGGAUCAAUGUGUUUUCGGUGAAGGUGCCCAUGGAACCGUAUACAAAGUCAAGUCUUUGAAAACUGGACAGGAAUUUGCCAUGAAACGUUACAAUCAUGGCAUAUCAGAUGCAACCGUGAGAGAGCUCUCUUGUCUAGCGGCACUACGGGGUCACCCUAUUGUGAUCCAGAUGCACGACUGUUUUGUGGAUGAUGGAAAGAUAGUCAUGCUAAUGCCCUUUGUGCCCUACACGCUGAGUCAAGCAAUACACAACAGACACGGCCUGACGUUCUACAGUGGGGAGGGCCAGGUUGAGCCAAUCUCGGUGAGGUUUGUGGCUCAUUUCUCCGUGCAGGUCGCUCAUGCUCUCUUGUAUAUGCAUCGGAAGAAUAUAAUCCAUCGAGAUUUGACUCCUUUUAAUGUGCUUUUGACAGAGAAUUUUACGGUCAAGGUUGCUGACAUGGGCCUCUCCAGACAAUCUGCGAAAUGCAUGAGUACAACUGCAGUGACAGAGCCGUACAGAGCCCCCGAAUUGUUUGUCGAUUCCGGAUUCUCUGAAUAUACCAGUGCCAUUGACAUGUGGAGCCUGGGAGUGAUGGUGGCAGAUGCGAUGGAAGGCAGAAUUGUGUUCUCUCCGUGUAAUAAGAAAGAGUCCACUUACCAGAUUAUUUUAAGAACUCUGUGUCCCAGAGACCACCCCAGUGCACCUAGCUCAAUCCCCUGCAACCCAGAGACUUUAAUGCCUAAUUUGAUAGGGUGUAAUGUGGUGAAGAGGAUAGUGUUUAGACUGCUGGCCUUCCGUGACAACGAGAGACUUUUGGCUCACGAUAUGCUACAGGACAAGGAAUGGAAUGGACUCGCUCGCAUGACAGAGGAAGAUAAAGUUCUGGUCAGAAAGCGACUCCAGGGAACAAAGGAUUGACAGAGUGUUGUUCACGUUGGUGGCACAGAUAGCUGUGGCAUAUGGAAAUGCACAUAAAAAUAAAAUGUCUUUAAACUCGUGUUUCAGUGUCUGUGCGUUAUUUGCAGGUAAAGCAAGAUUUUCUCUUUUUUAAAUGUUGUAGCAGAUUCAAAUUAUUAAUAGUUUGAUAUUAAUGCAGAAACAUUAAUAUUACUCC